Messenger RNA from Magallana angulata, 4023 nucleotides. RefSeq lists its product as uncharacterized. Gene Ontology annotation, molecular function: nucleic acid binding; zinc ion binding. NCBI's taxonomy places the organism in Eukaryota, Metazoa, Mollusca, Bivalvia, Ostreida, Ostreidae. The coding region runs from base 1 to 4023 and encodes 1340 amino acids. Gene Ontology annotation, biological process: DNA integration. The transcript has a single exon. The record is from RefSeq and is a predicted model, not a curated record.
AUGGCGCAGUUAAUCACGACUGAUUUAGGGGGAAUUCCUACAUUUGAUUGUGAUGGAGAACCGACUACGGUAGGGGUCAGAUGGCAAAAAUGGCGCAGAGCUUUUGAGUUAUUUGUUAUCGGUAAAGGGAUAGAAAAUGCGGCACAGAAGAGAGCAUUAUUAUUGCAUUGCGGAGGUAUGAAGAUGCAAGAUAUAUAUUUCACAUUUCCCGCGGCUCGCGAACCUGAUGGAGAUGAGACGGUGUACGACAUAGCUAUGGAACAACUUGACAACUACUUCCGGCCUAGAGUAAACACACCAUUCGAAAGGCAUGGAUUUCGUUUGAUGACACAAGAACCGACAGAGAGUGUGGAUCAGUUUGUGACUCGAUUGAAACAGAAAGCGCAACAUUGUAAUUUUGACAAUGCAGACGAACAUAUUAGGGAUCAAGUCAUCGAAAAAUGCAAAUCAUCUCACUUACGUAGGAAAUUACUGGAAAGAGGGGGUGAUUUGACACUCGAGCAAACGUUAACUACAGCAAGGGCUUUUGAACAAAGUCAACAACAAGCUACCGGAAUUGAAGGAGGAAGGAAUUCAGAAGCUUUUGUGAAUAAAGUAAGUGUACGAAAACACAAACCGAACUCCAGUAUAACUUGUUAUAGGUGUGGUCAAAGAGGACACAUUAAGUCAGAUCCAGCAUGUCCAGCCAUCGGUCAAAAAUGUCUUAAAUGCAACAAGCCUGAUCACUUUGCUAAGUGCUGUAAAUCGUUUACACCAAAGACUCACAAUUAUAGUCACAAAUAUUCCGGACGCAGCAAACCGAAGCCACGAGUUAGACUGGUGGACACAACAGAUCAGGAGGAUUCUGAUGAAGCUUAUGCAUUUACAUUGUCUAUGGAUAACCCACAAGAAACACUUGAAACACUUACAGUCAAUGGACCGUAUCACCCAACCGUUACCACAAAUAUUGGUGGAGUAGAAGAUAUUGUGAUGAUUGUCGAUUCUGGUGCUAGUUGUAACGUACUGGAUCACUCCUUAUGGGAGGAGUUAAAGAAGAAAAGAGUAAGAUGUACGUCACAGCGAUCUAGUAAAAAACUUUAUCCGUAUGGAAGUUCAAAACCACUGGACACCCUAGGAAGCUUUAUGGCAGACAUUUCAGUGGGAAAUUCUUCAGUGAAAGCAGAGUUCAUUGUGAUUCAAGGUAAAGGACAGGCCCUGUUAGGACAUAAAACAGCAACAGAGCUCGGAAUUCUGAAGGUGGCACAUGCAAAUUUCCUGUCAGAAGCCAGUAUAUUUACCAAAUAUGAAAAGUACUUUAAUGGUGUGGGAAAGUUAAAGAACUUUAAGUUGAUGUUACAUAUAGAUGAGAAUGUUACCCCUGUAGCACAGCAAGUCAGGAGGAUUCCGUUCGCUAUGAGGGAGAAGGUUGAGGCAAAACUCAAGGAGUUACAGGACAUGGAUAUCAUUGAGCCAGUUGAGGGACCAUCAUCUUGGGUCAGCCCUAUUGUUGUCACACCGAAGCAGUCUGGAGAUAUUCGUCUGUGCGUGGACAUGAGGCAAGCUAAUGAGGCCAUUAUUAGAGAGAGACAUCCAAUACCUACCAUUGAUGAGAUCCUGCAUGAGCUAAAUGGGAGUUGUAUUUUCAGCAAGUUAGACCUUAAGUGGGGUUUUCAUCAAUUGGAGCUAGCUGAUGAAUCUCGUGACAUUACCACUUUUGUUACUCAUAUUGGACUGUUUCGCUACAAGAGACUUAGUUUUGGUGUCACGUCUGCACCUGAGAUUUAUCAGCACACCAUUCAGCAGGCACUUCAUGGAUGUGACGGAGUGAGAAAUAUGUCGGACGACAUUAUUGUACAUGCCAAAACAAUGGAAGAGCACGACCGCAGAUUGCUAGCUGUGAUUGAGAAAUUAGGCAGCAAGGGAUUGACAUUUAAUAAGGAAAAAUGUCAACUUCGUCUCCGAAAACUAGAGUUCAUGGGACACGUCUUAUCAGACAAAGGAAUCGACCCGACCCGAGAGAAGGUGAAAGCUAUAGUAGAAGCUAGACCACCAACAAACGCAUCAGAAGUCAGAAGUUUCCUUGGAUUGGUUACAUAUUGUGGAAAGUUCAUUCCAAACCUAGCAUCACUGUCAGAACCGUUGAGACUUUUGACGAGGAAAAACCAACCAUUUACUUGGGGUCCUGAACAAGACAAAGCAUUCCGAAAGCUGAAGACAAGUUUAUCGAAAGCUGAGACUUUAGGAUAUUUUGAUCCAAAAGCGAGAACUCAAGUGAUAGCGGAUGCCAGUCCUGUGGGGCUUGGUGCAGUGUUAGUACAGAUACAACAGGGAGAGCCCCGUAUUAUUUGCUUUGCAAGCAAAAGUUUGACAGAUGUUGAAAGAAGAUACUCGCAGACCGAGAAAGAAGCCCUAGCACUGGUGUGGGCGUGUGAACGCUUUUACAUGUAUUUGUAUGGCAUCGAGUUUGAUUUGCUGACAGACCAUAAGCCUUUACAGUUCAUUUACAGCAAGAAAUCAAACCCGUGUGCACACAUUCAGCGAUGGGUAUUGAGACUCCAACCCUUUCAGUUCACAGUAAAGUAUAUUCCCGGACACAAAAAUGUUGCUGAUGUACUUUCUCGACUGUGUAUAUAUAAAUCUGAUGCACCCUCACCAAGUGAAAUAUCAGAGGAUUUUGUGAGAUUCGUGGCUCUGCAAGCCGUACCAAGAACCUUGACGAUUCAGGAGGUGGAGAAAGAGUCCGCUGGAGAUCUUGAGUUACACCGAGUGAAGGAAGCCUUACUAACUGGAAAUUGGACAGAUUGUGAGGAAAGCUACGUAUCCGUUAAAACUGAACUGUGCAGCAUAGGAAAGGUGAUCCUCAGAGGUACACGUAUUGUGAUUCCAACCAGUUUGAGGGAGAGAGUUUUAAGCGCUGCUCAUGAGGGACACCAAGGAAUCACUAAAACCAAACAACGACUGAGAGAGAAAGUAUGGUGGCCAAAGAUUGACAGUGAUGCUGAACGUGUUUGCAAGAAAUGUUACGCAUGUCAAGUAGUAGGAGGUCCAUCGUCACCUGAACCGUUACGCCGUAAAGUGCUUCCAGAUUAUCCAUGGCAAGCAACAGCAAUUGAUCUAAUGGGACCGUUUCCAACAGGAGAAUCAGUAUUGGUGUAUGUGGACUAUUACAGCCGUUUCUUUGAAACUUUUAUUUUGAAGAACACAGGAUCAACCAAGAUCAUUGAAUGUUUGGAGGAGAUUUUUGCUCGAUAUGGUAUUCCUGACACCCUGAGGAGUGACAAUGGAGCCCAAUUUCGUUCAGCAGAAUUUGAAAAGUUUUUAGAGGAAUACGGCAUCAACCAUGAAACAUCCACACCUUAUUGGCCACAAGCUAAUGGAGAAGUCGAGCGACAGAACAAGACCUUACUCAAGGCUAUCAGGACAGCUCAUGUUGAGGGAAAGGAUUGGAGAAAGGAGUUACCAAAAUUUCUAUCAGCUUAUAGAAACACACCACAUACAGUAACUGGAGUUGCACCAAACAAACUCAUUUUCCGAUAUCCAGUGAAGACCAAGAUUCCCAGUUUUCCAGAGAGAGAUGAGGAAGAUAUCCGAGUUAAAGACUGGAUAAAAAAGAAGAAAGAGAAAGAAUAUGCAGACAAGAGUAGAAACGCAAAAUACAGCCAAGUACAAGUUGGAGACAGAGUGUUGGUUCAGCAGCCAAAAGAAAAUAAACUUUCACCUGCCUUUGAGACAAAACCAUAUGAGGUCGUUGGACGUACAGGAAAUGAAGUUUUGCUGAAGGCACCACAUGGAGGUACAUAUCGCAGGAACGUAAAGCAAGUGAAAAAUCUGGAGAUUGACGGUAGCGUUCCACUUGAUGAUGCAGACGAUGUGACUGACCUAGAUCUUCCACAAAGUGAACUACCAGAUGAUGGGGACGACCUGGAGAUCACUGACAUGGACGAUGACCAGAAGAUUGAGACAGACCGUGGAGACUCUGUGCGUACAAGACCAGUUCGGCAACACAAGUUACCGGAUCGGUUCAAAGACUUUGUUUUGACAUAA